This is a messenger RNA of Camarhynchus parvulus, 726 nucleotides long. RefSeq names its product glutaminyl-peptide cyclotransferase-like protein. Lineage: Eukaryota; Metazoa; Chordata; Aves; Passeriformes; Thraupidae. The transcript is spliced from 4 exons. The record is from RefSeq and is a predicted model, not a curated record. Gene Ontology annotation, molecular function: zinc ion binding; glutaminyl-peptide cyclotransferase activity. The annotation marks the transcript as partial.
AUGCGCCAUCUCCCGGCCGGGCCGCGCCGCCCUCGGGCCGCGGGUUCGAGUCCCGGCCCGGCCCCGGUGCCGCUGCCGGUACCGGAACCGGGGCCGGGCCGGUUCUGGGGGCUCCUCCCGCGGCCCCCGCGCCCGGCACGGCCGCUGCUGCCGCUGCUGCUGGCGGUGCUGGCGGCCGCCGCCGUGAUCUUCGUGUGCUGGCCCGGCGGGGGGACCGGGGGGAGCGCGCCGGACCCCCCUGGGCCGCCGCGGGACGCCCCCCGCCCCCCCUCGGACGGCGCCCUCCGGACGCUGCUGGCGCAGCUGGACCCCGCCCGGCUCUGGGGGUCCCUGCUCCGGCCCCUCCUGCACGAGAGGGUCCCGGGGGGGCCCGGCAGCCGCGCCGCGCGACAGCACAUCCUGUCCCACCUGCGCUCGCUCCGCGCCCGCUGGCACCUGGAGCUGGACACCUUUGUGGCCACGCCCUGGGCAGUGACCUUCAGCAGCGUGGUGGCCACGGCGGCGCCGGCGGCCGCGCGGCGCCUGGUGCUGGCCUGCCACUACGACACCAAGGUGCUGCCACCUGGGCACGGCGCACCUGGGCACGGCGCACCUGAGCCCUUCGUGGGCGCCACCGACGCCGCCGUGCCCUGCGCCCUCCUGCUGGAGCUGGCAUCGGCCCUGGAUGGGCACCUGAGCGCCAGAGCAGAGCAGGCCCCGCCCGUGACGCUGCAGCUGCUGUUCCUG